Messenger RNA from Oppia nitens, 931 nucleotides. RefSeq lists its product as uncharacterized. The coding region runs from base 32 to 931 and encodes 299 amino acids. The record is from RefSeq and is a predicted model, not a curated record. NCBI's taxonomy places the organism in Eukaryota, Metazoa, Arthropoda, Arachnida, Sarcoptiformes, Oppiidae. The transcript is spliced from 2 exons.
AAAGUCAACAACAAAAACAACAAAAAAAGUUAUGAAACAAUUAUUGUUGGCUACAAGUGUCUGCUGGACUGUCCUAUUAUUAUGGCUAUCCAUCCAAGUCGACGGUAAGACCAUCGAAGUCGGAACAGCCAAAGAGUUAUCCGACGCACUCGAAAGUGUCAAACCGGGCGAUACCAUCAAACUGGCCGACGGUACUUAUCAUAGCAAGUUUGUAGCCGAAACUAGUGGUACAAAAUCGGCACCGAUAACACUGACCGGUUCGCGUAAGGCAGUCCUGAGCGGCUCUAACUAUGGAUUUUGGCUUAAAGCUAACCACUGGCAUCUGCGGGGGUUUACGGUGACCAACUCGAACAAAGGUAUUGUCCUGGAUGGUGGCAAUCAUAAUCUGCUGGAGGAACUGGAGGUACACAAUAUCAAACAAGAGGGCAUACAUUUUCGACUACACAGUUCCGAUAAUGUAUUGCGCAAUUCGUACAUACAUACCACUGGCACCGGUAGCCCGGGGUUUGGCGAAGGUGUCUAUAUCGGAUCGGCAGUAAGCAACUGGCCCGACGGUAAACCCGAUAAGAGUGACCGAAAUGAAGUGUCGGGUAAUCGGAUUGGUCCGGAUGUUGCGGCCGAAGAAAUUGAUAUUAAAGAAGGAUCGUGUUGUGGUAUAAUCAAAGAUAAUACAUUUGACGGCACCGGUAUGUCUGGUGAAAACUAUGCCGACAGUUGGAUUGAUGUCAAAGGAGAGGGCUAUACCAUUGAGAACAACUCCGGUGAUCAUACAUUGCUGGACGGCAUACAGAUUCAUAUAGUAAAAGAUGCCGAUAUGGGCGGGUGUGGCAACAAAAUAGUUCAUACCAGUUGCAAGCACCUGGCUAAAAAAGGUGUAUGUGUUAAUGAUACUACCAAAAAUUGUAAGGAUCCUAAUAUUAUUGAAAAAUAA